UGUCACUCAAAAGGCAUUUAAAUGGCUACACUGUACAGGGCUACAUAAUUGCACUGUACAAAACACCGAUACAGGUUUGCCUUUUAAUUUAUGCAUGCAUUUUAGUAAAGUGUUUUUCGAAACUGCUAAUGCAGUUUCUUGUCAUGCCCUCGUAGCCUUGAAGUGGUUUUCCUUUGGGCUGGUGUCUGUUUAAUCUCGAGUUGAGCGAAGAGUGCAAUAAAACAAAUAUGAACGAAGAGGAAGAGGCUUCUCAGGCGACGAGACAGAGGUUUGAGGAUCUCUGCAGGGCGCUGAAUAUGGACGAGGCGGCCGGCGAUGAAGCCUGGAGGAAUUACGAAAAAAUCAACAAAAACUACACCUUAGAGGGCAGCGAGCUCCACUGGCUGGCCUGCUCUCUGUACGUGGCCUGCAGGACGGCCGUCCCCACUGUGGGCAAGGGCACGGCGGAGGGGAACUACGUCUCGCUGACCAGGAUCCUGCGCUGCUCUGAGCAGAGCCUGAUUGAGUUUUUCAGCAAGAUGAAGAAGUGGGAGGACAUGGCCAGCCUGCCCCCGCACUUCCGCGAGCACACCAGGAAGCUGGAGAGGAACUUCACCGUCUCCGCCGUCAUCUUCAAGAAGUACGCCCCCAUCUUCCAAGACAUCUUCCGGGACCCCUCCCAGGACCCCCCGCGGGUGCAGAGGAGCCGCAAGCAGCGCAGACGCCACCCCUGCACCGUGUCGGAGGUCUUCAGCUUCUGCUGGAUCUUGUUUGUUCACGCCAAGGGGAACUUCCCCAUGAUCAGUGAUGACCUGGUGAACUCUUAUCACCUGCUGCUGUGUGCGCUGGACCUGGUGUACUGCAACGCCCUUCUGUGCCCUGGACGCAAGGACCUGCUCAACCCUGGAUUUAAAGGUCUGCCCGAAGAGUUCGGCAGCAAGGACUACAAGCCCGGCCCAGGCCCGCUGGGCUUCAUCGAGAAGCUGUGUGAGCUGCAUGACGGCCUGGUGCUGGAGGCCAAGGGGGUGAAGGAGCACUUCUGGAAGCCUUUCAUCAAGAAACUCUUUGACAAGAAGAUUUUAAAGGGAAAGGAAGAAAACCUAACCGGUUUUUUGGAUCCAGUGAAUUUUGGAGACAGCUUCGCAGCUCUGAACAGAGUGUAUGAGGAGCACGUGUUGGCGACAGGGAGCCUGGACGAGAGGAUAUUCCUGGCAGAGGACGCCAGCGAGGAAAUUGGCACACCUGGGCAGCACCACUGCGUGGGGGCAGCAGAAGCCAUGGAUCACAGCACUGAGGCUCACAGCCAGAGCAGAGCCCACGCCAUGCGUCUCUCCACGCCGCUCACCGGCCGCCGGUACGUCCGGGAGAGCAGCCAGCAGGGCACGCCUGUCUCCAUGGCGACGCAGAGCGUGAGCCGACUCCACGGCCUGCUCAGCGGGCUGAAACACGGACCCAGCGCCAAGCUGGCGCAGGCGCUCAGGUCGUGCGCCAGAGACCCUACCCUGGUAAUAACCAGCAGAGUCAAAGAGAUGUUUGAAACAUUCUGCCUUCGCUACAGCGGGAAAGGAGAAGGGAAUGCCAGCCUGUUCAAGGACCUCACUGUGAAGUAUUUCCGCCUGGCUGAAGCGCUGUACUACAAAACGCUGGAGACGGUGAUUGAUCAGGAGAGGAAGAGGCUGGGGGACACCGACCUCUCUGGCAUCCUGGAGCAGGACAUAUUCCACCGCUCGCUGCUCGCCUGCUGCCUGGAGGUGGUCAUCUUCUCCUACCGGCCCCCGGGAGAGUUCCCCCGCGUCCUAGAGAUCUUCCACCUCCCGCCGUACCAGUUCUAUAAGGUGAUCGAGGUGCUGGUGAGGGCGGAGGAGGGGCUGUUCCGCGAGGCGGUGAAGCACCUGAACCAGGUGGAGGAGCAGGUCCUGGAGAAGCUGGCCUGGAAGGGGGAGUCGCCAUUGUGGGAGAGCAUCCGGGAAGCAAAGAACAGGGCUCCGGCCUGCCAGGAGGUGAUGCAGCCUCAGCACCUUGAGAGCACGGAGAGCCCCAGUGCCUCCAACACCCCUGUGACACCAAGCAGGCUCAGCGAGAUCCGUGCGGGGAAAGGGGCGUCAGUGUCUCCCGCCACCCUCCACGACCGCUACCGCUCGCCCCCGGCGGGCACCGCGCGGAGGAGGCUGUUCCUGGACAGCGACUCCACCCCCGAGGCCGGCAGUCCAGCCAGAGCCCCCCAGGCCCCUCUCGUGAGCAGCGUGCCCGUGCAGAGCAUCGCCGCCGAGGCCAUCUCCAUCACCCCCGUGCCUGGGCAGACCGUGGUCACCAUGGCGACCGCCACGGUCACCGCCAACAACGGCCAGACAGUCACCAUACCGGUGCAAGGUAUCGCCAACGAGAAUGGCGGCAUCACCUUCAUCCCUGUCCAGGUGAGCAUGCCCAGCCAAGCGGCGGGCGUUGGGGGCUCCCUCCAGCCGCUGACGGCCCAGACUCUCUCUGGAACUCUAACCACGCAGCAGCUCAGCGGUGUGGCCUCGCAGGUCUCCACGCAGAACACGCCGCCCGUGGGGCAGCAGGCCAAGGCACCUGCAGCUCACAGCCCAGCUGAAAACAAGCCCAGGAAGACCGGCUCCCUGUCCCUGUUCUUCCGGAAGGUGUACCACCUGGCCAGUGUACGUCUGCGGGACCUGUGUGCCAAGCUGGACAUCUCCGCCGAGCUGCGGAGGAGGAUCUGGACAUGCUUUGAGUAUUCGCUGGUCCACUGCACUGACCUCAUGGUGGACAGGCACCUGGACCAGCUCCUCAUGUGCGCCAUCUACGUCAUGGCCAAGGUGACCAAAGAAGACAAGUCAUUUCAGAAUAUAAUGAAGUGCUACAGGACACAGCCCCAGGCCAACAGCAGUGUGUACCGCAGCGUGCUGAUCUCCAGGCGGAGGCGGCGGAGCUCCAGCAGCAGUGACAGCAGCGCGAGACACAGCUCCCCCAGCGAGGCUGUCCGAGAGCAUGCCAGCAGGGACUCCAGCCCCGUGCCCAUGCGCUCCAGCAGCACCCUGCCCGUGCCGCAGGCCAGCAGCGCCCCCCCCACGCCCACCCGCUUGAGCAGCGCCCCCCCCGGGCAGGAGGAGGAGCAGGAGGAGGAGCGGGGUGACCUCAUCCUCUUCUACAACAACGUCUACGUCAAGCACAUCCGCGACUUCGCUCUGCGCUACUCGCCCGUCUCUCUGGCCGCACCAGGGACCGAGGCUCCGCCGCUGUCGCCGUACCCCGCCGUGAGAACGGUGUCCCCCCGCAGGGUCCUGCUCUCCCAGAACCACUCCAUCUACCUCUCCCCCCACAAGAACACCAGUCCUCUGUCGACCCGGGACAAGAUCUUCUACUACAUCAGCAGCAGCCCCUCCAAGAAGCUGCGCGAGAUCAACAGCAUGAUCAAGACCGGCGAGACGCCCACCAAGAAGCGCGGCCUGCUGCUGGAGGAGGGCGGCCAGUCGCCAGCCAAGCGGCUGUGCCAGGACAACCAGACGGCCCUGCUGCGCCGACUGCAGGACGUGGCCAACGACCGGGGAUCGCACUGAGGGCCCGGCUCCCCGGAAUCGGGGUACCCCCGGCCCUGACCGGUGCCGACCUCCCUCAGGCUGGAGGUCUGGGAGCUCCCCAGCACUGUGCAAGCCUGUUGCCCUGCACUCCUCUGCAGCGUGGGAGUCCUUGCGGUCUGAAAGUGAGGUCAGGAAAAGGUCACGGUGCUCAUACCAGCAAGGCGCAGGGUCUGGGUGCAGGGGGAAGAGACCAGAAAACCCUGCAGCCCUGAGAGACCAGACUCUAAAGGGAUGCUGCGCUGGUGUGCGUCAGGUGCUGUGGUGUAACUAGAACGCUUUUUAGCAGCAGGAUUGUUACAUCUGUGCUUCACAACAUGCAGUAGACUUUGAACUCUUCCUGCGUUUUAAUGAACUGAAAUGCCUUUAUCAUGACUGUCGUGUGGGAUGAGACAACCUCUCCCCUCUUUCAUUCUCGCAGGCUCACCCAUUAACUGUGUGUCAACCUUUCUACCUGGUUUUAAAAA
This is a messenger RNA of Lepisosteus oculatus (spotted gar), 4021 nucleotides long. RefSeq names its product retinoblastoma-like 2 (p130) (gene rbl2). Gene Ontology annotation, cellular component: transcription regulator complex; chromatin; nucleus. Gene Ontology annotation, biological process: regulation of transcription by RNA polymerase II; cell differentiation; negative regulation of G1/S transition of mitotic cell cycle. The record is from RefSeq and is a predicted model, not a curated record. NCBI's taxonomy places the organism in Eukaryota, Metazoa, Chordata, Actinopteri, Semionotiformes, Lepisosteidae. Gene Ontology annotation, molecular function: RNA polymerase II transcription regulatory region sequence-specific DNA binding.